CGCCUUAUGUUUGUUGUCUUUUCUUAUUGAUUGAAUGUUUGUUAAUUUCUAAUUAUUGAUUAUUGAUUCGUUUGUUAUUUAAUUUAAUUUUCUCGUUGAAUUUGUUUAAUUGUCAAUUUGACGAGUAGUUAUUUAGAAUGGACAAGUUAAGAAGAGCGUUAAGUGGUGAUGAUGCUUCAGAGGAUCAAGGAUUUGCUACUCAGCUUGGCGAGGCAACUUCAUUAAGCUGGUCAACCCGGAUCCAAGGUUUUAUCAUAUGUUUCAUUCUUGGUUUUGUUUUCUCCAUCAUUGGUUCACUUUUCUUGGCCUUACCCGGUAAAGGAUUAGUACUUUUCGCCAUGUUUUACACUAUUGGUAAUCUAACCUCAAUGGCGUCUACUCUUUUCUUGAUGGGACCAUGGAAACAAUUAAAGAAAAUGUUCAAUGAAACUCGUUACAUUGCCACAAUUUUGGUUGUUGUAUUUAUGGUACUCACAUUGGUCUCCGGUCUUCAUUGGCAUAAAACUGGACUUACUGUUUUACUUUGUAUCUGUCAAUUUCUAUCAAUGACUUGGUAUUCAAUCUCAUAUAUACCCUACGCUCGAGAUAUGGUCAAGAAAACAGUAACCACUUUUGUAGCCUAAAGUAAAGGAAAUCAUGAUGACAAUCAAAUUAAUCAACUUCCAGCAAACAAGACUAAUUGAUCAUCAUAAACAAGCCGCGUAUAAAUAUUAUAAUAGCUAAUGAUCUUCAUCAACAUUUUUUGGAUCUUCAAAUUUUUACAAUUUCUAUUUAUUAUCACCUAUUUAUCUUAUCAAUUUUAUGACCAAUUUAACUGAUCAAUUGUCCAGCCUCGAUCAAUUAUCUCGCCUUAGUCAAAAAUAUCCACAAGGAUCCAAAGAUGAACGGAUAAAUUUUCCUCAAAUCUCUCCACAUGUCCACAAGAAUACAAUCAAUAAUGGUUUAUAAAAUUGUCCUGUAAAUAUUUGAUUAAUUACUGCACAACAACAACAACAAUCAACAAUCAACAAAACAUAUAAUUAUACCUCGGGACCAAAAACAACAAAAUUGGGGUCAAAACUUUUAUUCCAAUCACAUUGAAAACAAAUUUUUGUUAUGAUUGAGAUGACAAUUAAGAUGCGAUAACUGUUUCUUAGAAAUUGUUUAUUACUCUCAUAUGAUUAACUCUUAAUUGUCGAAAUAAUUUCUCCAGAAAAAAAUCAAACAAACAAAUAAUUAUUAAUGAUUCGAUUACUAAUAAUAUAACUAUUAAUAUUAUCAGAAUACAACAUUUC
This is a messenger RNA of Panonychus citri (citrus red mite), 1274 nucleotides long. RefSeq names its product vesicle transport protein SFT2B-like. Gene Ontology annotation, biological process: vesicle-mediated transport. The coding region runs from base 138 to 623 and encodes 161 amino acids. NCBI's taxonomy places the organism in Eukaryota, Metazoa, Arthropoda, Arachnida, Trombidiformes, Tetranychidae. The record is from RefSeq and is a predicted model, not a curated record. Gene Ontology annotation, cellular component: membrane. The transcript has 2 exons.